CUCUCCCCGGCAGUCUCAGCACUGAGGAUCUUUCCCCGGCAGUCUCUCCACUGAGGGUCUCUCCCCGGCAGUCUCUCCACUGAGGGUCUCUCACCAGGGACCUCCACACUGUAGUCUCUCACUGCACAACAGGAGGCCCCUCUGGGGUCUGUCUCAGAAGAUGCUGGCGCUCCUGGGAUUGCUGGUGGCUGUGAGGUCGGAGCCUUCUGUGCCAGAAUGCUUCACGGUAAACGGGAGAGAUUACCGGGGGUCGGUGAACCAUGCUGGGGCUGAGAAGAUCCCUUGUCUGUACUGGAACCAGACGAUCCAGCACCGCUACAACACACAGACCGAUCCAUCCGGGGAGCUGGGACUUGGAAACCACAAUCAUUGCAGGAACCCGGACUCUGACGUCCAGCCCUGGUGCUACGUGUCUGAGGCAGAAGACGGCAUCUACUGGAUGUACUGCGACAUUCCAUCAUGCCACAUGCCAGGCUACGUCGGCUGCUUUCUGGAUCGGGGCUCUCCUCCUGCCCUCAACGGGGCCAGUGGCACCUCCAAAAAACUCACCAUCCACAACUGCAUCCAAUUCUGUCGCCGAAAAGGCCACGAGUUCGCGGGGGUGGAGGCCGGCUACGCAUGCUUCUGCGGCAGUUCUUCUGAGGUGGCUGCUCUGCAGAAGGUCAGCAGUUCUCAGUGUGACCAGAUCUGUUUUGGAAGGACCAAUGAACUUUGUGGUGGUGACGGGAAGCUCAGUGUGUACAAUGUCUGGGUGGGGACGUGCCGUGGGAACUUCUCCUCCACUGCUGGGGUCCUCUACUCACCCGACUUCCCAAGUGAAUACAGCGCAGACAGCUCCUGUGCCUGGGACAUCAUCAUCCCUGGCAGCACCAUCAUACAGGUACACUUCCAGUCCUUUCAUGUCCCAGAUCCUGAUGAUGUCCUAGACCUGAAGGAUGGAAGAAGUGGAAGACUACUUUUUCAAAUUCGAGGAGGGCAAGAACCUCCAAACAAUAUCACCUUUCAGACGGACCAUCUUCAGAUAACAUUCCAGUCCAACCGCGAGGUCAGCGGCCCAGGAUACGUGAUAGUGUACAGGGGUCUGGGACACCUGCGCUCAUCUGUGGUUCCAUAUUCCGGGAUGACAUCUUCCCCCGCCGCAGAGGAAAGCCAUCCAGCAGAGAGUGAGCAGCACAGGAACAUCUGGCUUCUCCUGGCCGCCAGCUCCGCUCUCCUGCUCCUGGGCAUAGGAUACUCAGUGUGGAGGUUCCUGGCCUGCAGUUGCUCCACGCUGUGCAGACACCAGAGGGCGCAGUGCGGAGACCUAACCAGUGUGAACCAGUCAUCUAUGAAGUCCCUGCUGUAAGUACCCGGCUGUGCCCACCAGAACCACCAGCAGCCCUGGGCACCUACCUGUACUGAACUUCUGAGAGGAAAAGGGCCUCCAGCAGCACUGGACACCUACCUGUACUAACCUCCUGAGAGGAAAACGGCCACCAGCAGCCUGGACACCUACAUGUACUAACCUACUGAGAGGACAAGGACCACCCACCUGCAGCCCUGGACACCUACCUGUACUCAGUCUCACCUCCUGAGAGGACAAGGAUCUACCGCAGCUUUGGACCCCUGCAGAACUCCGGAGCAGGGGGUACUUGCACAUUGUACUUGCACAUUGGUUGCUGUUUAAUGCUUGUCAUUGCAGUGGCCAGGUUUGGGGUGGCCCCAACGUUACGCUAGGUGCCCUGGACACCGUUGAGGUGUCACCACGUGUUGCUCCUCUCUGGAAGGGAUGAUAAGGCGUGAAGCACCCCAAUGGGAAAUAAGUCCAGAGAGUCAGGGUCUGCAGUAACCAGGGGGAUUCUUUA
Molecule: messenger RNA, 1844 nt
Organism: Bufo bufo (common toad)
Lineage: Eukaryota; Metazoa; Chordata; Amphibia; Anura; Bufonidae
Gene: KREMEN2
Product: kringle containing transmembrane protein 2
Exons: 10
Coding region: 161-1345 (394 amino acids)
Biological process (GO): multicellular organism development
Cellular component (GO): plasma membrane
Source: RefSeq, a predicted model, not a curated record